Molecule: messenger RNA, 813 nt
Organism: Caenorhabditis briggsae
Lineage: Eukaryota; Metazoa; Nematoda; Chromadorea; Rhabditida; Rhabditidae
Gene: Cbr-srx-113
Product: Protein CBR-SRX-113
Exons: 4
Source: RefSeq, a predicted model, not a curated record
UAUGAGAAUAUGCUGAUACCUGAAAAAGCUACUCGUAUCAUUGGAGGACAUAUCAUAAUUUCCGCGUUUCUCGGAAUUCUGGUGAAUCUUUUCAUGUUUUUCAAAUUCAUUUCAUUUGAUAAAACUAGCUUUUAUAUUCUUUGCACCUCGAAAACCGUGUCAAACUUCGUUCUGUUGACAGUUUAUUUCCUCUACAUAGGACCAACUGAUUUUCUAUACACUCAAAUCGGACCAUUAUCUCUAAACACGUAUUUGAAUCAAGCAAUGGGAUUCGGAAUGUAUCUUCAAGGUCCUAUAACACAAAUGAUAAUCACGAUAAACCGCUUCUUGGUGAUUUGGUUUACCCCGACCAAAAUCCCAGAGUACAGUAAUCGGAUUACUGUAACGGCUCUCUCUGUAUCUUGGGCGAUUGCAAUUUGGUUGUCAACUUUAAUAGGCUUGCCUGAUAAUUGUCGGGUGCCAAUGGGAUUUGAGCAUAUAGGAUACUACAGUACUCCAUGCAACUAUCAGAUUACUAUAAUCACCGUUUCUGCUAUAUUUCUUCUGGCGAUUUUCACGAACAGCAUGAACCUCAUGAUUGCUGGUAAACUAAUUUGGAGUUGGAAGAAGGCACGUAGCAAUUUAUCAUCCGAAGCCAGCCAACAACGGCGAAAAACUUCGGCUCGAUUCUUCUUUCAGUCUUGUAUUCAAGAUUGGAUUUGUGUAAUGGAUGUUGCAAAUAAUAUGGUCUCUCAUAUUUACUGUUCAAGUGAUCGUCUCUGUAUUUCACUUGCUUUGAUUGCUUUUGGAGUUUUAGUUCCUGGAGUAGAUGGG